This is a messenger RNA of Lynx canadensis (Canada lynx), 3094 nucleotides long. RefSeq names its product stimulated by retinoic acid gene 6 protein-like. Gene Ontology annotation, cellular component: plasma membrane. Bases 134 to 1915 code for a protein of 593 amino acids. The record is from RefSeq and is a predicted model, not a curated record. Gene Ontology annotation, molecular function: signaling receptor activity; retinol transmembrane transporter activity. Gene Ontology annotation, biological process: vitamin A import into cell. The transcript has 18 exons. NCBI's taxonomy places the organism in Eukaryota, Metazoa, Chordata, Mammalia, Carnivora, Felidae.
UGGGUGCUGUGAAGAGAACUGGGCAGAACACCAGAAUAUCAGAAGCAGUCAAUAACCAAGAGGCCAGAGAAACUCAAAGAACAAUCCAGAGGAGAUCGCUCACUGGGACCACAGGCAGUGCUUUCCCACCAAGAUGAUUUCUGCAAACUCCAGAACCAGGCAGCUAAAUGGCACCUGUAUCAGCUCAGUGGACAUGGAGCUCUUCCUCCAUUACUCCCUCAUCCCAUCACUUUUCAUCAUUUUGGUCUUGUCCUUUCUCCAAAGACGAGAGCACCGUAAGCAGAGAGAUGAUACUUCUCACCUCCUGGGGAACCGCUUUGGAAUCAUCAUACCUCUGGACUUUGUGGGCACCUUUAGUAACCGAUGGUCUUAUGGAAUCGCCUUUGGGGCCACAGCCAAUAAAGUCAUGUUCUUGUUCUCAGAAGGGUACCAGCCCUUACAUAUCCCUCAGUGGGCACAAGCCUUUGUACUUCUGAUUGGAGGCAUGGAAGUCGGCCUGUCUCACUUCCCCUUCUUUGCCUGCCUCUCGUCGGAGUUCCGGCUGGUCAGCUCCAUCCUUGGCUUCAGCUACUCUCUGAUCUGGUUUGCUGUCACCAUCCUUUACAUCAUACAGUGUCCCCAUGGGCAGUUUUUGGGGAAGUACGAGACCGUCAUGUUCUACUGGCCCUCACUGCUGUGCCUGGCCUUCCUGCUGGGCCGCUUCCUUCACAUGUUUGUCAAGUCGCUGAGGGUCCACCUGGGCUGGGAGCUGCAGAUGGAAGAAAAGCCUUUCCUGGAAGUUCACCAGGCGGAGCAUGUCAAGCGGCUCCUGAGGAGGGCCCCCCUGCAGGAGACUAAAAAGUCCUGGUUCCAAACCAGGGUGUAUGAGUGGGACCCCUGCUUUCAGUUCCCAAGCAGAAUGAUUGGAACCACUGUGUUGGCUUUCAUAUGCCUGUACCUUUUCAUUGUCAUUGAGUUCUGCAUGUUCAUGUAUGUGAGAGACGAGCUGGAUGUGUUUGAAGGGGAGCUGGAGAACUACAUCGCCUCCAUGAACCAGAUGGGGACCCUGACCCCUGUCAUCCUGCAGGUGAAAGAGCUGAUGAACGUCAGCAAAGGAGUCUGGCUGGUGACCAUCUUGCCCGCCUCCCUCACGUGUGUGAGCUAUCUGUUCCACAUACUGGCCUGUUACAGAAAGCACAUUAAGAGGCUGUGGGCAGGAAAUAAACACUUUCUCCCUUUGAAGUUCCAUCAUCCUUCCUCCUCGAAGAGUGUGGUGGCCAUUGCAAGGUACUCUGGCUGGCAAAUAGCCUAUAUUCUGUGGGGCUACCUCAUCAUCCACGUGGUACAGAGCCUGUGUGGCCUGAUGAUCAUGUACAGCCUGGUGUUGCCUGUCGUCCACAACCAGGGCCUGGAGAUGCUCCAAGGACUGGGCAUCGGGACCCUCACCAUAUCCAUCGUCCUGGGUCUCAUGAUCCUGCAGGUAUGGAUCGCCACCAGCUUCUUCCUGCAGCCAAAGAUGAGCACGGCUGACAAGCAGAAGCCCUUGGCUCUCAACAACAGGAAAGCCUUCCACAACUUCAACUACUUUCUGUUCUUCUACAACGUGCUCCUGGGCCUGGGCGCCUGCCUCUCCAGGCUGCUCAUCAGCUGCAUCCUGGGCACGUGGCUGAUUGCGCGCAUCGACAGGACCAUCAUGCAGAAUGGCUAUGAGGGUGCAGACAUGGGGUUCAGCGCCUGGAUUGGCAUGCUCUAUGUGGAUCAUUAUCAUACCAACCCUGUGCUCGUCAGCUUUUGUAACAUCCUGAUCACAGGGCACAGGGAGCGGAGGCUGCAGCAGGCCAUCAAAUACUGGUGCCUAAAUCAGUCAGCAGGCCAUUCCAGGAUGACUGCUCCAGAGAGGACCCGGGCUACCCAGCCGCUGUCCCCUGCAUUGUGACAGGAUGCACAGUCACUGUCCACUGCAUACAGCACCAGACACUCGUGGAUGGCACCUGGGCUGAACCAUGAAGUCUCAGCCCUAAUAAUUCACUCCCCUGGUAAAAAGCUCAAGAACUAAAGAGAAUUUCUGUUGAACAAUCUUUUCUCAAUGAUUUCCACUAUCGAUGGUUAGGAGGCAGCCUUGGGGAGUUCCAUAUGGACAAACAGUUUGACCACAGGGCAGAACUUUGUGUCAAUGAAGAAUGUGGUAAAAUGGCUAUCUAUACCAGGAGAGUUUAACUAUUGGACACAGUUGUUCUCUGGGAGACAAUGUGGCCUUAAUCCAAUAGGAUCCUCAUUGCUCCCCCACUUUCCAGGCCUCCUGGUGGUGGGAGAGACCCCAGCCUCUAAUCCGGUAGUGUGAGCAGGCACACAUUGGGCUCUUCCUGCCAUGGCCACUGGGAUGGAGAACAGAUCAGAACUGACCUGGGUCUUGGGCACAAAGAAGAUAUACACAUCUGACGAGGAGGGGAUCCCCCAGGAAAGCUGCCUAUCUGCGGAGGCAGAGAUGGGGGUGUGCAGGCAUUCUCCUUGGAGGACAACAGAGCAAAGGAGUGGGAGCAGGAGAGCCCCAGGCAUGUUGGAGGAGGGGAGGCCUCUGGUGUUUGCAGUGCAGGGAAUCAGGGGUGGGUUAGACCACCUAGGGAGGCUCAGACUCCAGGCUGGGAGGCCUGGACAUUUCUCUGUGUGCAGAGGGCCCAGUGCUCACCCUGAGUCUUCAUACCCUCGUGUAAGGUCUCUGAUGGUUCAGGGCUUGUACAAAGUGACCAAAGUCAUGCAGCUUGUGCAAGUGCCAGGAGGACAUACCAACAGGGUAAGGGAAGUCCCCCAUCCACCUCAUGAGUCCCAGAGCCAUUGAAGUUCAGUAAUCACAUUAAGCAUCUACUGUAAACCUAGUCCUAUUGCUAGACGUGUCUGCCAGACUCAUCUCUUUUAAUUUAACCUUUGCGACUAGACUUUGUCACUCUGCUUUCAGAAACUGAGAAAACUGUGACUGGCGUGUCGGGAUCCCCACAUGACCACUUCCAGCUGUGUAACACCAGCUAAACUCCUUUGCCUUUCUGUGCUGCUUUUUCCUUAUGAAUAAAAAGGGCAAUACCUGGGCACCUGGGUGGGUCAGUUGGUUGUGCGUCCAACC